Molecule: messenger RNA, 621 nt
Organism: Coniophora puteana RWD-64-598 SS2
Lineage: Eukaryota; Fungi; Basidiomycota; Agaricomycetes; Boletales; Coniophoraceae
Exons: 6
Coding region: 1-621 (206 amino acids)
Source: RefSeq, a predicted model, not a curated record
AUGGUAUACCUAAUCCUCAAUCCUGUCCUUUUCUUUGUGCUGAAUGGGUCUUUCUUCGCGAUUGUUCAAGUCACCAACAUAGUAUUAAACUGUAUGGCACUUCUCCCUCUCAGUUAUUCAGUUCUCGUAAAUGCCGCCCUUUCUGAAGGGACAUGGUGCGGAUACAUGGUACCAUACCAGAAGGCGUGGUAUCAGGCUGCUGCGUUUGCUUCUCAGGCGCUAUACGAGUUUGUGUUGUUUUUGAUGUCGCUCCUCUGCCUUGUCAGACAUCUUCAGCUACGGAACCAAAGCCUAGCAACAAUAGCAGAAACAUUGAAAGGACUAGUGAUCAGGGACAAUGUACUCUAUUUUCUACUGGCUUUCUUGAGCUUGUCACUGAGCGCUAUUUCUCUUCUUACGGAUAAAGUGCCUCUCAGCGCGCUCGAGUUCACUGUCGGGUUCAGUACCAUAUUUGUUAAUUUAGGUACCAGCUUUCAGCUUUCCGUCCUUGGACCUCUGAUGAUGCUGAGCAUCCGAGAAUACAAUGUGAACCAGCAAGAGGGAGGCGCAUCAGGAGUUACAGAGGUUGAAAUGCUGGAAUUUGCCCCGGGGCUAUGUUUAAACUCUGAGUCCAGGCUUUAG